AUGUCGACCGUUCUCUUGUUGGGGACAAAGCACCUCCCACCCUUCAGUUGUGCCACCCCAAGGAAGUCGAGAUUCGAGGUCUCAAUCGGCCUGAAUUUCGCGGAGAUGAAGCGGGGGAACUGUGUGGGUACGAGAUGGCAGGCUAGUCGUGGGUGUAUUACCCCGAGUACUGUGCUCCACAGCACCCUGCCACCAGAGUGGCCAGGGUACCGGUACUCAACAGCAACAGCAGCCGGAAUUCAAAGAGCACAAACCCUCGGCUAUGGAGACUGCAACGCCACCAAAGAGCUCUGCAACCCCGUCUGGUGAUUCCGCCCCAGUUGCAUAA
Molecule: messenger RNA, 328 nt
Organism: Tuber aestivum (summer truffle)
Lineage: Eukaryota; Fungi; Ascomycota; Pezizomycetes; Pezizales; Tuberaceae
Source: the annotation of a GenBank genome assembly